AUGCGGCACGACUUCAGUCUCCUCCCUCUCCUCUUCAUCACGUUCUUCUUCUUCUACUACUUCAUUCAGCAUUGCUUAUGCGAGAAGAAAUCUAGUAGAGAGCCUCCGACGAAAAUAAGCUUCUUCGAAAUGGUCAAGAACAAAGAUCGGAUCCUGGAGUGGACAACGAAGCUGGUGCUGGCGAGCCCAACCAACACCAUCACCAUGCCUUCCACUGUUAUCACCAGCAACCCCAAGAACAUCGAGCACAUCCUCAAGACCAACUUCCGCAACUACCCCAAAGGCGACGACUUCAUCGCCAUGUUCGCGGAAUUGCUCGGCCAUGGCAUCAUCAACUCCGAUGGCGACCACUGGAAGCUCCAGCGGAAGGCUGCCAGCCGCGAGUUCAAUACCAAGAACAUCCGCACCAUCAUCUUGGACAAGGUCGGCAGCGAGGUCGCCGACCGCCUUCUCCUCCUCCUCUCAAAGGCCGCGGCCACGGGCGCGUCCCUCGACCCUCCAUGA
Messenger RNA from Phoenix dactylifera (date palm), 504 nucleotides. Lineage: Eukaryota; Viridiplantae; Streptophyta; Magnoliopsida; Arecales; Arecaceae. The record is from RefSeq and is a predicted model, not a curated record.